CUACAUAAUCAUGUUGCAGAACGUUUCGGUGCAUCUGGUUUGUCGCGACUAUUCACUCGCCCUUCACUCGACCGUGUUUGUUGAGGACCACAAUGACUGAAAUCUCGAGGAUGGCGUCGAAAGCCCUUCUCGUCGCCGCCACUCUACCCAGCGCGCUCGCUUGGGGCCCCCUUGGCCACGAGACCGUCGCUCUGGUUGCUACCGAGUUCGUGUUACCUGAGACAAGAGCCUUCUUCCAGGAAGUUUUGGGCGAUAACUCGUCCACCGAUUAUCUCGCCGCCGUGGCCAGUUGGGCAGACGACUGGAAGAAAACGGACGAGGGCGCCUUCUCGUACAACUACCAUUUCAUCGAUGCGCUAGACGAGCCGCCGACAUCCUGCAAUGUUGACCUUGAGAGGGAUUGCGGCGAGUCAGGGUGUGUUGUGAGCGCACUUGCGAAUUAUACUACACAUCUCGUGCAGAGCGAGCUGAACCGCGAGGAAAGGGAAAUAGCUGCGAAGCUAGUCAUUCACUUUGCUGGCGACAUUGGCCAGCCUCUCCACUGCGAAAACCUUGCUCGCGGCGGCAACGACAUUGCCGUGACCUUUGAUGGCGAGGCGACCAAUCUUCACUCAGUGUGGGACUACAACAUUCCCGAAGCCAUUACAAACGGCUCCACCCGUGCAGACGCCCAUGCCUGGGCCGCCGAUCUAAUCACUGCUAUCAGAGCCGGUCCGUAUCGAUGCAAGACGAGGAACUGGGUCGCAGGCUUGCGGGUGGACGACAUUGAAGACGUAGCGCUGAGGUGGGCCCGAGAGAGCAAUGAGGACGUCUGCACGGUAGUCAUGCCAGAAGGCGCGGAAGUGCUAGAGGUUGGCGACUUGGGUGGUGAAUAUGCCGAGGGGGCAAAAGGAACCGUGAAGUUGCAAAUUGCAAAGCAGGGAUACCGACUCGCGAAGCUUCUUGAUGCUAUUGCUCAGGCUCAAUAAUCUAUGAUUAAGGUUGCUAUCACACGACGAACAGUUGAUUCCUGAGAAACUCUUUCAUUACCUGGACUCAGUGAGCACGAUCCGAGAAACGUACCUGUCGGCCACAAGUCUCAAU
Messenger RNA from Emericellopsis atlantica, 1083 nucleotides. RefSeq names its product S1/P1 nuclease. The transcript has 3 exons. The record is from RefSeq and is a predicted model, not a curated record. Gene Ontology annotation, biological process: DNA catabolic process. The coding region runs from base 93 to 968 and encodes 291 amino acids. Gene Ontology annotation, molecular function: endonuclease activity; nucleic acid binding. NCBI's taxonomy places the organism in Eukaryota, Fungi, Ascomycota, Sordariomycetes, Hypocreales, Bionectriaceae.